GUCCCCAGGGCUGGCCAGGGAAUGAACCGCGAGGGGGCUCCCGGGAAGAGUCCGGAGGAGAUGUACAUUCAGCAGAAGGUCCGAGUGCUGCUCAUGCUGAGGAAGAUGGGAUCAAAUCUGACGGCCAGUGAGGAGGAGUUCCUGCGCACCUAUGCGGGGGUAGUCAACAGCCAGCUCAGCCAGCUCCCCCAGCACUCCAUCGACCAGGGUGCCGAGGAUGUUGUGAUGGCGUUUUCUAGGUCGGAGACGGAGGACCGGAGGCAGUAGCGGUGAACCCCCUGGAACACCCUGGAAGCUGGCAAGGGCCAAGAGAUCUGUGAGGACCUCGGCCAGCUGAGUGGCAGCAGAUCACCUUCCCGAUUCCCCCGCCCCUACACCCCC
Odobenus rosmarus divergens (Pacific walrus) is the source of this 381-nucleotide messenger RNA. RefSeq names its product catenin, beta interacting protein 1 (gene CTNNBIP1). Bases 22 to 267 code for a protein of 81 amino acids. Gene Ontology annotation, cellular component: cytosol; beta-catenin destruction complex; nucleus. The transcript is spliced from 3 exons. The record is from RefSeq and is a predicted model, not a curated record. Gene Ontology annotation, molecular function: beta-catenin binding. NCBI's taxonomy places the organism in Eukaryota, Metazoa, Chordata, Mammalia, Carnivora, Odobenidae. Gene Ontology annotation, biological process: negative regulation of Wnt signaling pathway.